AUGGAGAUCCUACCAGAUGACAUUUGGCUGGAGGUUUUUACGUUUCUCACUCAGAGAGAUCUGCUUAGAGUUUCACCCGUUUGUCGAGCGUGGUAUCGCUUGUCACGUGAUAGUUCGCUUUGGUCGUGUCUUGAUCUUGAACCAUUCUGUAGAUCAUUGCAAGGGGAAACAAUACUGAGGUUGAUUAAUACUUUAUUUGCACCGAGCGGAAAGCAUCUCAUUCUCAACAAGAACCUUGUAACUUCCGAGAUGUUACAAAGUUUGUUUGAAAAUUGCCGCAGAUUAAAAAGUCUCAGUCUCAACGACUGCAGGUUCCAUUCCGCUGGACCUUGGUAUGAGCUGACGUUUGAUCAGGUGGAGACACUAAUCUUUUUAGACUUGAGAAACGCCAGCGGAUUCGCUGCAGGUGUAGAAGAUAUCUUGAUACAAGCAUACAAUCUCAAAUACUUAGGUAAGCACGUCACCUUUAUGCGUUUUGUAAGUCACUCUGUCAUAAGAGGUUUUUGAUCAAAUAGGACUCGUGCUCUUGAGACUAAAUGAGGAGAGAUUACAGAGAAAAAUGGUCACAGGAAAAGGGUUGAGAGAACUCCCCGAGAAUUACAUACUGAUCAUGACAUAAGCAUAUAUGUGUAGUUUUCCAUCUUGUCGAGGAAAUGACUUGUCAGGGAUACAUUCGGUUUGAGAAAAUUACAGAGGGUUAUAAAGUUGACUUGAUCAGACUGUAUAUCUUCAUUUGUUAUGUUUGAACCUCUUGUAAACGUUUUAGGCAUUCGGUUACUCUCACCGGCCAGAUCAACAGUGAACGUUAAGCCGGCUAAGUUGCAUUACUGUCCCGAAGCACCUAAGGAUAUGUGGGUGAAGUCACUAGCAAACAGAUUGUUAUAAGGCCUUACUGUAGCCCAAGUAGCUGAUUUUUUUGCGUAGAAAUCUAAUUUUCAUGUUAGCCACGUAAAACCCGGAAAUAAACUUGAAAUUCUGUUCAGAGGAAGUAAAACAUAAAACAAAUAAAGGAAGAUACCAUUCGUCUUGUCACGAGCUUAGGACAAAGGAAAAAAUUUGGUUCCACACGAGGAGGUGAAACACUAGACCCUGGGAUUCCGCUCUCUGACUGAUGCUAUACCCCUGAGCUACAGAAUAAUCUGUAGCGAACCAGAGCCUUACUAUGUUCAUCAAAUUGUUCCAUGACAUAGGAAAAAGACAUCUUCUUGGUUUCUUCUUGAUUUCAUUACCGAGUGCAAAAUUUACCAUCUCUCUUACCUUAUCUAAUAUUCAAAAACACGAGGAAGGGCCCCGCGCAAUAGAACUAUCGUUAGAUUUUCAAGUGAGUUUCCGCUACAUGAUUGAAAAAUCAAAGAAAAAUGAUUGUGGUUGCAUUGCCUAGAGAAAGUGAUCAAGUUUGCUGGGUGUUUUCUCCUUCUUAGAGAAGGUGCUUCAAUUGCAGAUCGAUGAAAUAACAUAAUAUAACGGCAACGUAGCUCAUAGUAACAAACAAGUAUUCCUGUUAAGAUACCGUAAUUUCAUUAUGUCAAAUGAGCCUUAAAGAGAAAAUCAAUUUGUUUUACGUACUGACUUUGUAAUGUUUGCUUCAUUGCUUCAUGCAGGUCUUCACUGUUGUAUCAGUCCUCGACUGCUGAUCAGAAUGUUUAUUACAAAGCACAACCUGCGCAUGAUUGACUGUACACAGUGUGACUGGGUCACAGACGACAGUAUUCAAACUAUUGCAGAAAACUCUCUAUUUUUGGAGGCAAUUUGUGUCGCAAAGUGCCGAAAUUUACAAGGAAGAACGCUUAACAUAUUGGUAGAAAAAUGUCCGCGUUUGAAAACGCUUAUUUUAGAAGGAACACAGAUAGUAGAUGAGUAUGUCAGACUGGUGGACUGGAGUCAAACAAACAUUACCGAGUUGAAUGUACUUCGUUGUUACCGCUUGUCAUUUUCAGGCCUGUCAGAAAUACUCCCUAAAUUAAAGCGCUUGCGCUACCUCAAGUGCGCGCUGACCGACGAAGUCCUAAAACUCAUUGCGAAUGGUUAUCCAUUGUUGGAAGUUUUAUUCCUUCAUCGGCGCUACCCAGUGACAGUAAAAUGCGUCAGUGAUUUACUGUUCCAUUGUCCAACUUUAACCUGUCUUGAUCUUUCAUCCAUUCCUUUGGCUUUUGUCUACUUUGAGAGCUUUCUUCCCAGCAUGCCUCGGCUUCGAAUGUUGAGUUUUGCUGGCAAUGAGCUUCUGGGCACUGAAAAAAUUAUUCGUUCGCUGGCUAGAAACUGCCUAGAUUUGGAAGUUGUCUGUGUCAACUAUUUCCAUUCAACUAACAACUUCGAAAUUGAGCGUGCUUUCGUGUAUCUGUUACAGAGGUGUGAGAAGCUCAAAGAGCUUAUCCUAAAUGGUUUAUUUGUUAGAAAUUUGAUCUUAUCCAUCAGAAGUUUGGCAUAUUAUGUGUGCAACAAGGAAGAUACAUCAAUAGUAGAAAAUAAGCCCUUCUUUCUUCCCGGGCCCCAAAAUUGCCUAAACAAUGUUAAAAAUAGAAAGCUUUAG
Pocillopora meandrina is the source of this 2530-nucleotide messenger RNA. NCBI's taxonomy places the organism in Eukaryota, Metazoa, Cnidaria, Anthozoa, Scleractinia, Pocilloporidae. The record is from the annotation of a GenBank genome assembly.